Malania oleifera is the source of this 3523-nucleotide messenger RNA. RefSeq names its product receptor-like protein EIX2. The record is from RefSeq and is a predicted model, not a curated record. Lineage: Eukaryota; Viridiplantae; Streptophyta; Magnoliopsida; Santalales; Ximeniaceae. The transcript has a single exon. Gene Ontology annotation, molecular function: protein binding. Bases 201 to 3305 code for a protein of 1034 amino acids.
UGUAGUCUACCUAGCAGUGGAAAAUGUAAUCAACGUUGACUUGACUCAGAACAUCAAAUUAAUAAUUUCCUAGCAGUGGCUUCAUUCCUUCCCCACCCUAUAUAUAUAAAUGUAAAUGCAAGCUACCUCUUAUCUUCAAAUUAAACAAAACAACUCCUUUCCCUAGAAGAAUUGAAGUUGGAUUUUGUUGGUAUAUCUCAAUGAGAUACUCAGCUGCAGUUUUGGGGAUUGUUUUUACAUUGAUUUCUUGGGAUGGAGUAAAUUCAAAUGCCACCCAUUGUAAGGCAGAGGAGAGGGAAGCCCUUCUCGACUUCAAGCAAUCUCUCACCGAUCCUUCCAACCGCCUCUCUUCCUGGGUUGGUGAGGAUUGCUGCAGCUGGACAGGAGUUCGCUGCCACAACACCACUGCCCAUGUCAUCCAUCUCAACCUCUCCAAUCCAAUAUUCCCUAUUCAUGAUGAUUAUGAUGAUGAUUAUUAUGAUGAUUAUGAGUCUUUGGUUGCUGCGCAGAACAGGUCCAGUUUGGGUGGGAACAUAAGCGGCUCUUUGCUGCAAUUGAAACAUCUUCAACAUCUGGACUUGAGUCUCAAUCAUUUUCAGGGACUUCAGAUUCCACAGUUCUUUGGUUCCCUCCCCAAUCUCGCUUAUCUUAACCUUUCUUCUGCAAGAUUUGUGGGUGCCAUUCCUCCUCAACUUGGGAAUCUUUCAAGCUUGCAUUAUCUUGAUCUUGGAAGGAAUUAUGAUUUGUACGUUGCAGAUGACGUAAGAUGGAUUUCUCAUCUCUCCUCAAUUGAAUUCCUCGACAUGAGCUCUGUCAAUCUCAACCGAGCAUCUAAUAAUUGGCUUCAGGCAAUGAACAUCCUCCCUUCCUUAUCCACGUUGCUCUUGAGUGAUUGUUCCCUCAGCCAUAAUCUUCCUCUUUCUCAUGUCAAUUUUUCUUCCCUUGUCGCUCUUGAUCUCUCCGAUAACUCUUUCAGGAAUUCUUCCACAUUUGGAUGGCUCUCCAGUCUCACUUCUCUUGUUUCACUCAAUCUGCGUGGCGCCUAUUUUACAGAGGGUUCAAUUCCAAUAUAUCUUCAGAACACGUCCACUACUCUUCAAUCCAUGGACCUUUCUGAUUGCAAUUUGAACUCUACCACACCGAACUGGUUUUCUGGUCUCUCUUCUAUUGUUUCCCUUGAUCUGAGUUAUAACCGAAUUCCUGGUUUGCUUCCCGCCCCUCUACGGAACCUAACUACUCUUCGGUUCCUUAAUCUUGCAGGUAACCAAUUCAACUUUGCAAUACCAGAGUGGUUGUACGACAUGACCGGCCUCCAAAGUCUCGAUCUUUCUUCCAAUCAUUUUCAAGGAUCAAUUUCUGGUGCAAUUGGCAACCUGACAUCACUCACAAAACUCCGGUUAUCUGGCAAUAACUUUGAAGGAUGGAUUCCGACAUCCUUAGGAAACCUCUUCAAUUUGAGAGUUUUAGAUUUGGCGAGGAACCAACUCAGUGGAGACAUUUCUGAAAUUUUUGGAGAUUAUUCAUUCGAUUCGUGCGCCAAGGAAACACUGGGGUCAGGCCAAUUGCCCAAGCAUUUCGGAGAAUUGAAAAGUUUGUCCAUGCUUGAUAUUUCCCGCAACUCCAUUUCAGGCCCACUUCCAAUGUCUAUAGGGAAAUUAUCAUCCUUGAGGGUCAUUGAUAUUUCUUCCAAUCUUUUCAAUGGGAGUAUUCCAGAAACUCUUGGGAGUCUCUCUAAAUUAGAAAGUGUGUACAUCUCUAACAAUUCCUUGGAAGGCACCAUUUCAGAAGUUCACUUUGCAAAUCUAACAAGACUGAAGGAUUUCUUUGCUGAUUCAAACCCAUUGGCCUUGAAAAUAAGCCCCAAUUGGAUUCCUCCAUUUCAACUCCGUCUAAUUUCACUGAGCUUAACUCAUAUGGGACCUCAAUUAUUUCCUUCAUGGCUUCAAACACAGAGGGAAUUGGAUUUUUUACACCUAUCAAAUGCUUCAAUAUUAGGUGUAAUCCCAACUUGGCUUUCCAAUAUGUCCCAACUUUCCGAUGUGGAUCUGUCUCAGAAUCAGAUCCAAGGCCCGUUGCCUCCUAUGCCUGCUACACUAAGCCAUUUAGAUCUUUCAAAUAAUUACUUGAAUGGAUCUCUUGUUCCCUUCUUGUGCAAUAAAAUGGUAGAUCUGGAAUCUAAUUUAUACCAUUUAGAUCUAUCAAAAAAUUUUUUAUCCGGAGAAAUUCCUGAUUGUUGGAUGAAUUGGAAAAAUUUAUUGACAUUGCGAUUGGACAACAAUAAUUUGGUAGGAAAAAUACCAAGUUCCAUGGGUUCUCUAACUCGGCUUGGAUCAUUACACUUGAGCAAGAACAAGCUCUCUGGAAACUUGUCUACCACAUUGUCAAGUUUUCAUUAUUUGAAAGUUUUGGAUCUUAGUGAAAAUAAAUUUUCUGGAAGAAUACCGUUAUUGAUAGGAGAAAGCCUACCCCAACUUCGAGUCCUUAUUCUUCGCACAAAUAAGUUGAGUGGCAGUAUUUCCAUCCAGCUCUGUCAUCUCUAUUCUCUUCAAAUCUUGGACCUUGCACACAACAAUCUCUCUGGAGCCAUUCCGACAUGCUUUGGUAACUACAAUGCAAUGAUUAACAGACCAAAAUAUUUAGACAAAUUUUUUUACAAUCAUACAAGUACACCCUUAGAAAAAGCAAUGGUUGUGAUAAAGCAAUAUCAGUAUGAAUUCAGCAAUUCUCUCUCUCUAUUAACAAGCAUUGACAUUUCAUGCAACAACUUGUAUGGAGAGAUCCCUGCAGAGUUGACCCAUCUUAAAGGUUUGUUAUCCCUAAACCUAUCCAUGAACAAACUUCAAGGAAGGAUCCCAGAUAAAAUUGGCAAUAUGACAUCAUUGGAGUCUAUUGAUUUAUCAAUGAAUAAACUUUCAGGCAUAAUUCCUCAAAGUAUGUCAAGUUUGACAUUCUUGGAAUAUUUAAAUUUGUCAUACAAUAACUUAUCGGGCAGAAUUCCUUUAGGUACCCAGAUCCAAGGGUUCACUCCGCUCAGUUUCAUUGGCAACCAUGAGCUCUGUGGUCUACCAUUGGCAGAUGAAUGCACAAAAGCUGAAACACCUCUAUUUCUAAAACCAAGUUGGCACAAUGAAAGAGAUGGAUGGAUUGAUAUGAGGUGGUUCUAUUUGGGCAUACCAUUUGGAUUUGUUGUGGGGUUUUGGGCUGUUUUGGGUCCUUUAAUGUUGAACAAGGUUUGGAGAUUGACCUAUUUUCAAUUCUUGGAUGACUUGAAAUACAAGUUGUUUGGUUGGUUUAGAUUUGUUUAAAGUUUUUGUGUUUUUAUCUACACCUGUUUAGAUUUGUUUCUUAUUUAGCAUUGUUUAAAUUUGUGGUCCUGAUUUGAUUGGUUGUUGGUGUUAUUUUUGGAAGGGCUUUAAUUCCUUUAUCUAUAAUUUCACAAUGCUUGUCUUGUAAACAUGGUAUUACUAUGCCAAAAGUGAGGGCAUAUCAAUAAAGAUUGUGUUAUUCAAAAAAAAAAAAAAAA